Molecule: messenger RNA, 6472 nt
Organism: Malaya genurostris
Lineage: Eukaryota; Metazoa; Arthropoda; Insecta; Diptera; Culicidae
Gene: bdg
Product: sodium-dependent transporter bedraggled
Exons: 10
Coding region: 1368-6128 (1586 amino acids)
Biological process (GO): sodium ion transmembrane transport
Cellular component (GO): membrane
Source: RefSeq, a predicted model, not a curated record
GAAGCAUAAGUGUACCAGCUACACCAACAUUGCACGGCAGUCUUUGUGAUGCAUUCGUAGUAGCGCCGCAUAAGAUCAUGUUCCAGUAGUGCAUUACUUUGUAGUGGUGUAUCGCGUCUCUUCUUCGUACACACCGUUUCGCUGGCUGUUGGAGGCAUCGAGCAUUGUAAAAAAAGGUAACAGUGAAUGUUGAUCCAAGUAAGCAACCCUCAGUGCGUUCGUGUUGGUUGGUGUGGGCUGCUGGAAGUGAUCGAAGAGGAAGCCGAAAAAACCAGUCCAGUCGGUCUCUCUACUUCCAGCCAGGUAGUUCUAUGGUUUUAUGUCAAGAAAUCAUUCAGGUCAGUUUGAACGGUUUUUGAGGGCGGUGAAACGGUUAUAAUCUUCGCGAAUUAUUACAAGUGCUCUGGCCGUUUUGCUUACCUCACUCGACGAAACAAAUAAUAGAUUGACGGAACAUCGGUGUGGUGACAGAACGAAUAACCUUUUCCAAAACAAAUGGAACCGUGUCGAAAGAGGCUUAUAAAUAGGAUAACAAAGUAACAAACUUAAGGUUUGUGAUCGGCCUAUUUAGAGUAACGUGUAAGAAGUGUACCUACUGGAAUAGUGAUUUCCCAUUUUAGAAUUAACUCGACGAGCCUUAAAGAAAAGUGAUUGGUGUUGACAAAAGAGAAAACCAAUGAAACAGCAAGAUGUCAAACGGGAAGAGAUGAAUGAUCUCGCCAGCGCAGCAAUGAACGUUGCGCUGAAAAUCAUCGACCUUUUUCUUUCAUGCAAACCAAUCGCCGAUGGUUUAAGCUGAUGGUGUUGCUAGUGCUGACUUAAGAUUCGCGAGUGAGCAAUGUGAGUUUUAUUUCAAUGCUUUUUUUUCACCUUAUUGACGACAGAGCAUCGAUCAGUGAUCAGUGGUGUAUUAGGCUAAUAAUUAAGUGGCGGUGAAUAAUCCAUAAAGUGUUUUACCAAGGCAGUAAUACAAGUAGUAUUAGCAGUACACUAAUCAAUGCAUUUGUUUAACAAGAGUUCGGUGUAAAUACAGUUGUUUCCUAAGUUGCGCAAAGUAGUUAUCUCAUGUUUGUUAGGUGAGAGCCCAAUAGAGAAAAAUCUGCGGAAUUGUUUCACCAGUUGUCAACAUUUCGUUACUUGUAGUGGAUAACAGCUUUUCGUGAGAAGUUAAGAAAUAGGUUGAUACCCGGAAGUACUAAAAAGACAAUACUUUUAGUUCGAAUAUGAAGAUGGUCAACUCGAGUGCUAACGGAAUCGACAUCACUUUUGCAACGGGUCAAACAUAGCACCCCUACUGCAGUUUAAAAGUCGGUCAUCAUAUAACAGCCUGAGGUACUGCAACUGCAAACAACGAGCCAUUGGCAGCGAUGGCAUCCAUUACUGAUGCCGAGGUGUCAACCGCAGCUUAUGUGGAUGCUGUUGGAGAUGUUGGUAAUCUGCAUCUUUAUUGCACGAUUCGAGAAAACAAAACGAACGGCAAUUUGAACGGAACUGCUAAUGAUCCGAGCAGCGGAAACAGCAUUUCUUCUUUGGCCGCACGGUGGGAAAGUAUUGGAGGAUCUGCUUCCUUCCGAGUCAGUCAUUUCUGUACGCUCCGAGGGUCCAAACCCGAGAUGGGAAAUGCAAUCGGUGCAGAUGUCACCAACGGUAGUGGUGGGAUUGUGGGGGUUAAUUUUGGUGGCGGAGUGGAUGCCGAAGGUGAAUUAAAUAGAAAUUUGCUGUACGAAGAAAAUAUGUGCACGUUUGAGAAUCUGCGUUUGAGAACCUGUCAGAGAAGCUUAGAGCGCCCGCAUGAAGAGGAGGAACCGGGUUGUGAAAAUAUAGAAAAUUUUUGCACGCUACGGAAAAAGCGACCGCAGAAAUCAGUGGAACAAGUAAAUGGCGGUAACGAAAAAGUGCAAGAGACGUCCCUCGGGGAUCAGGUAGUCAAUCCAAUUGGGAGCUACUGCACGCUUAAAAAGAAAAAGCCAAAGUUUAACAAGAAAUUCGUUGAAAGUUUUCUUGAAGAUCCAAAUGCUAAGUUACAUGAUUAUCUGUCCGAAUUAGAUGCCUACUUGGAUGAGAUUGAUGGGCUUGGUUUGUCUGACCAUUCGGAUGAAAACUCGGAGGAAAUUGUAUCCGAUGAUGAUUGUAAAGUAGUGGAUACAGAAGCCGAAAAAUCGAAACCAGUUGCAGAAGAACGAUGUGCUGCAUCCUCCAGUGCAAUAAAUUACAUCGAUAUCAAGAAUUUCUGCACGCUACCGAAGAAGAAGCGGGUGCAAUUUUUAACUAAUUUCAACAGGGCUGGCCCCUUUCGGCAAACUUUCGUAGCUCCUAGCAGUACUUUUAUCAGACGAAACGUGAUCGUUGAAGCGGAUGAGUCACUGCCAGUCGAUCGUGACUCAGCAGCCGGUGGGAUUGAUUCAACAGUUUUCCGUUCUCGUCGUUCGGUUGAUCCAGAUGAUUCAACAGUUUUCCGUUCUCGUCGUUCGGUUGAUCCAGAUGAUCCCAUUACAAUUUCAACACUCGAACGACGGCCCGCACCACGACGCACUUUUACAUGGCUUCGUAAUUCCAUGCGUAAAACUCGUCCAAUUAUGAUGCCAAUUCAACUGGAACCUGCGAGAAUCGACAUCGAAACGACAAACCAAAACACCUACAAUGCUAGCCCUGUUCUAGACAAAGCGAAUUCUUCUAUAGUGCAGUCAUUUGUCGAUCCCUUUCCCAGUCGCAGUACGGUUUUCGAUCAUCUUGACCUCGAAGACCACGAGUUAAGUUCUAUCACAACACUGUCCUUGUCCGAACUAGCAGAACUACAUGAACCACGAGUCGUUUCCAGCAUAAACAAUCAUGAACAGUUUCAAAACAGUACCGUUACACACUCAACUGACCAAAUAGCAUUAGCCACAAACAGCGAACCAAUUAUCGAUGGUUUACAUCCCUUUCAAACUAUGGACCAAAUGUCUCCCCUAGAUGUAAUCCUUCACAAUACUGCGGAAAUGAAUCGACCCCGUCAAACGGGACGCCGCUCGGAAGACCGGCCACGUGUUGUAUCUAUUACAGCUGAGAGAGAUACCGCGACGAAUCAACUCAUCAUCCGAACCAACAGCGUUCCAACGAACACAUUACACCCCAGCAGCUGCAAUUUAUCAUCUACUUUACAACGUACUGAUGAUGGAAACCUCAUUCAGCAACAUCACAACAAUCACAAUAACCAUCAUCAACGAUAUCGAGAAAUGGGUUCGGAAACCAGUUCACUCGGAUCUUCUAGAAAUCCUAGUCCGGUGUCAUUACUGUCGACGGCGACGUUCAGCUCGAUUGCGUCCGGAGUGGAAACGGAAUGGUCUCGUUCAAGGCCGACUGAAGCGGUACGUGACGUUACCAGUUUGGCAAUUGGAACUGAAUCAAUGCCGGCAACGAGUACUAAUGCAACAGAAACGCAAAACGGAUCUCUCAAUACACCGACGGUGGCAAACAGCCCACUAGAAGAAGAUUCUGAUUCGUCAGGCGAAGAAUCUGAACCGGAAAUGGACCGAAAUGGUCGUCCCAAGCCGAAAUGGCCACAUCUCCUGUCACGCUCGAUGGCCACCAGUUUCUGUGCAUUGGGGCUCUUCAACAUAUCCCGGUUUGCAGUUUUCAGUAUUCAUUUUGGGGCGAAUUUUAUCGUACAGUUCCUAAUAUUUACGUUUUUGUUUGGAAUUCCGAUGUUGUGGUUACAAAUGGUAUUAGGUUCUCGCAUCAAGGGUGGUCCUGUGACAAUGUGGAAAAUAAGUCCCAUAUGCAAAGGCAUCGGAAUUGCCCUCCUAAUAGCACAAGGCUUAGUUUCACUCUAUACUGCAAUUGCACUCAGCUGGGUGCUGGUUUAUUUCCGCGACUCAUUAGUAUCUCGCAGUGAAAAAUAUCGAUGGCAGGAGAUUUUCGAAUUGUACAGAGGACCUGGGAAUCAAUCAUUCCGUCUCUCCGAUACGGUUGCUGAUUAUUUUAACGGAGUUGUGCUGCAACGAUAUCAACUAGGACCAGGGGUCCGAGGUAUCAAUGGCAUCGGUGCCGUUCGUUUUCAGCUAGCCUUUAAUUUGGCUAUCAUCUGGACCUUUGUUUUUGUUGUUCUCUGUAAAGGUAUUCAAUCAUUCGGGAAAAUUGCCAUCGGCAUGUUUAGUGCAGCGAUGAUGGGGCUUAUCGCCAUCUGUUCCAAGUUUCUUUCUAUGGUCAACUUUGAUAGUGUGCAAACCAUUUUUCCAGCCACCGAAUGGCAGGACUUUUUCCUAAACUCCAGAAGUUGGAUGAGUGCGGCACAGGAAACGUUCCUAACAUGGGGUUUACUCGGAGUGUCCGUUUACUCAAUCAGUUGUCGUACGCACAAAGGAACUGGACCAAGAAAAACGAAACGAGAACUCCGAAGAGAUGCAUUGCUUGUUAUAGUUUUCACACUUUCCGGACUUAUGCUCGCAGCCCUUUUCGGAAGUGCAUGCGUACAACUACUUAACAGCAGAGGAUACUACUAUUUUCCAGGAUCUUAUGAAAACAUCGGCACGGAUAUUUUUCUUUUGCCUUCAGACCAACCUCUGCCGCCGCAACACGCAACAAUGCCAACCAAAUGGCUGAUUCGGUACUCGAUGGUACUGGGAGAGAGCUUUAAACGGCCGUAUGCUAACCCGCAUCAGGAAAGUGGAUACCAAGCAAUACGAUUAGUGACAGAGCUGUUCCCAUCGACACUGGCUGCUGCUACACAGGAACGCAUCGCUCCUAUUUGGAGUCUGAUAGGUUUUCUCACCCUGUUACUUUUUGGACUAGGACAGCUCUGUGCCAUGUGGAAGCCGAUUGCUGGAGCAAUCGGUGACUCUCCCUCAUCGAUUGUACUCAGCUGUGUCACAGGAUUAUUUAUGGGCAUUCCUUUGGCAACUGAAAAUGGAAUUACUAUCAUACACUAUCUUGAUAUGGUUCUAGGCGGUGCAUGGUGGAUGCUUCUGCUUUGGAUAGGACACAUUUUGGCGAUUUUUCUAGUCCGUGGAAGACCAUUCACUAGCGAUCUUUUGGUGAGUGAUCUUCGUUUUACUCAAUCUCUGUCAGCUUUCUUUGCUUUCGCGUGGAACUUUUUGCUGCCUAUUGGAAUGAUUUUUCUUUGCAUUCUCGAGUAUCGCGUGUCAAAUGCUAAUGCUUUUUUCAAUUGGAAACAUGGCGGAUAUUGGCCUUUAUGGGCUCGACAAAUCGGAGGAUUUCUACAAGUGGCUUUCUUGUUACUAGUUCCAAUUGUCACGAUCGUACAAAUAUACCGCUACUUGAGCAGAGGUCCGCCUGAUAUACUGGAUCGAUUUGAUCGACUUCUACGACCACCAAUAAGUUCUUAUGACGGAUCGUCAAGCAAUAGUCGAUUGCAGUAUACCAGGCGACCAGCUCCGCCUCUUCCGGUGAGAACGAUCAAUUCCGGAUCCACCGCAAUUUCUCUUGAAUCUCGUCCACCACAGGACGAUGCACCUCCUAAGUAUACACCACCGCCGUCUUACACCACAGCAACAGGGGCUCGAAUUGCCAAGCUGUUGCGAAACAGUAUCCGACGAAGCGUGAGAAGAAUAAUGGGCGAGUCCAGUAGCAACAGGCAGCGCAACACACUGUCCCAUUCUCACCAACAAUCACAGCAGGGCUCAGUGAAUCCACCCGCAGAAGAACUACCGCCACCAGACUACUCGUCAGUUCUUACUGAAUCGGUAAACCAGUUCAUUCAUCCAACUAUGGCCGGUAUUGAAAUAAGUCCGCGUGUUCUGUAUAACAGUGAAACAUUAAGUGGCCGACGACGUCACCGAUCGUUGAACAAUGCGAACACCGGCCAGCAGCAGCAGAAUUUGACGGCAACUGAUGUUCUGCAGAUUCUGCGUCCCGUUACAAUUUCUGUUCCACAUGGUCCCACGGCGCUUAGUAUCAAUCGAACACCAUCUUUCGCGGCGGCUGUGUCCUCUUCCUCAGUCUGCUAUGGUAACAUUGAUUUAGUAGUACAAAAUAAUCUUGUACGUCGACACUCGAUUGGGAGCUCCGUGGAGAAUCUCGUUCUAGGUGCUGCUCCCAUCGGUGACUCUAGCAUCAUUACUCUAGCCGUCGACAAUGAUAACGACCCUUGUGCUGGUCCUGGACAUGCAGGAAAUGAUUCUGUGAUAUAAAUGUAGCACAGUCUAGUUUAUUGCUUGUAUUUCUAAUCUUCUGUAUGUAGGUACUAGAAUACUAGCAACACAAUAGAGUAUGCCUUUUCUGCUUACUUCGCAACCAUACAGAAAAUUUGUGCGAAAAAUACAUAACAGUUCGAAUGAAAUAUAUUUAAAACACAGUUUGGAAAAGCGCAAAGUUAGCGUUUUUUGUAUAGACUAGUUAAGUAAAGUAUGUUGUAGCAACAGUACGAUAAAUUUAUGCUUACGAGAUUCUACUGCUGAAGACCAAGUUUAUUCCGUCCAGGAGUUCGAAAUAAAUAAUAAAAAUAUAAUGAUCCAUCCAACAGUUACAAUGAAAA